AUGUGGAUCAGUAGACUAUCGCUAUACGACGACGUCGUCGGCGGUGGCGAUUUCACUGUUAUUGUCACUUCGAAACGACGUGAAGCUCGGUGCAGUUGCGUGGGCGGCUGCACUCGAAGCGGUGCGGUGGAGCGUAUCGAGGGAGGAACUUUGCUAGCACCAUUCCUCACUGCAGUUCGCGACGGUCUCCUUCGUCUCGAGCGCAGCCGCCUACGCAACUGCACUGAGCUUCGUGCCGUUUUAAUCCGAGUAAAAUAA
Molecule: messenger RNA, 258 nt
Organism: Necator americanus (New World hookworm)
Lineage: Eukaryota; Metazoa; Nematoda; Chromadorea; Rhabditida; Ancylostomatidae
Exons: 1
Coding region: 1-258 (85 amino acids)
Source: RefSeq, a predicted model, not a curated record